Vanderwaltozyma polyspora DSM 70294 is the source of this 1005-nucleotide messenger RNA. RefSeq names its product phosphomevalonate kinase (gene ERG8). The record is from RefSeq and is a predicted model, not a curated record. Gene Ontology annotation, molecular function: ATP binding; phosphomevalonate kinase activity. Gene Ontology annotation, biological process: isopentenyl diphosphate biosynthetic process, mevalonate pathway; ergosterol biosynthetic process. The transcript has a single exon. Gene Ontology annotation, cellular component: peroxisome. The annotation marks the transcript as partial. Lineage: Eukaryota; Fungi; Ascomycota; Saccharomycetes; Saccharomycetales; Saccharomycetaceae.
UCAGAUUCUGGGUACCACUCGCAGAAUAACAGUUUUGUUAAGAGGAAUGAAUACAAACAGUUCAAUUUCCAUACUUCUAGCAUUACCAAAGUUCCUAAAACUGGGUUGGGCUCCUCUGCAGGGUUAGUUACUGUUGUUACUACUUGUUUGGUUUCGGUAUUCAAGACAAGUCUGGACGUUAACUCUUCUGAAGAUCUAACUGUCAUUCACAAUCUUUCCCAAAUUGCCCACUGUCAAGCACAAGGAAAAGUAGGAAGUGGGUUCGAUGUUGCCGCCGCCACUUUUGGUUCUAUUAUCUAUCAAAGAUUUGAUCCAGCUUUAAUCACAGGCCUUCCAGAGUCAUCCUUAGCGAACAAGGACUUAUAUCAAGAGUCAUUAGCUGUAUUGGUAAAUAAUACUGACUGGAAAAUCAAGAAUGAUCGUGUUAGCCUUCCACAAGAUCUUAGAUUAUUCAUGGGUGAUGUGAAUAGUGGUUCUGAGACUACCAAAUUGGUCGCCAAGGUCAACGAAUGGUAUAACAGUAAUCUUCCUGAGAGUUUAGAAGUAUACCAUAAGAUUGAUGAAGGUAACUUGAAGUUUAUUGAAGGUAUGAAAGAACUAAAUAGGUUAUCUAAGGAAAAUAGUGAUUAUUAUGCUGGAUUAUUAAAAGAUUUGAGCUCUGGUAAUGAUUUCAGUAAAUACCCAGAAUUAUUGAAAAUCAAAAAGGCAGUUGAACAAAUUAGAUCUAAUUUCAGAAGAGUCACUAAAGAAUCAGGAGCUGAUAUCGAACCGCAAGUUCAAACUGAAUUGUUAGAUAAAUGUUUGAACAUCAAAGGUGUUCUAACUGGUAUGGUUCCUGGUGCUGGUGGUUAUGAUGCAAUUUCAUUGAUUACCACUAAAGAUACUAAUAUAAUUGAAAGCACAAAGGACAAUAAAGAUUUUGCUAAUGUUACAUGGCUAGAUUUGAGACAAGCAGAUAUUGGCAUAAAAGAGGAAAACCCAAUUCAUUACACUAAUUUGGUUUGA